Clonostachys rhizophaga is the source of this 309-nucleotide messenger RNA. NCBI's taxonomy places the organism in Eukaryota, Fungi, Ascomycota, Sordariomycetes, Hypocreales, Bionectriaceae. The record is from the annotation of a GenBank genome assembly.
AUGCAGAUCAAGAACGACGUCAGAAUGUUCUGCUGCCGCGUCCAGACUAUCCUUGGCAGAUGCCAGCGAAAGCAGAAGAACAUCCCAGAGAUCUCCGCUCCAUUCAAUUUGAAGAGGGAGCCGGUUUGCCUUCCAGGCAUCUCCGAAGACGAACUCUCCAUCCUUCGCGAUAAAGCAGCAGCCAGCCGCAUUGGCAUUGUCGAGUCGAUCCCUCUUGCUCAUUCCGCAUUGUUUUCGCACCCGCCUUCGCCGAUCAUGACCGUCCUGUCGCCCAGCGGAGCUUCAACCUCGUCUCUCACCACCAACUAA